AUGGAACAAGGCUUAACACUGGAAAUGGCCAAGACAACAAGUCCUAUGAGGUCAAUCGAGCAGUAUAAAAGAGGAACCGAAAUGACCACAAGGCAUAUGAGUUCUAGUCACGGAACUACAAGCUACUUCACGUCACUCUAUAUCACUGGCGCGGCUCGAGGAAUAGGUCGUGAACUUGCGUUUGGAUUCAGCAAAUUGGGUGCAAAAGUUGUGUGCUUGGACAUCAACGAAAUUGGAAACCGAGAAACAGCAACAAUUAUUAAACAAAACGGUGGAACAGCAGCCGAUUAUAAAUGCGACGUGACUAAAAAGGACCAGGUGAAAAAUGUGCACAAAAAAGUGGUACAGGACUUGGGUCCGGUAGAUAUUUUGAUUAAUAACGCCGCUAUCGCAUGGGGUUACUCGUACAUCAAUCCCUUUGAGGAUCAGUUCAUAGAGAACCUAAUCAACGUGAACCUCAUGGGACAGUUUUGGAUGAAUAGAGAAAUAUUGCCGUCCAUGUUGGAGAGAAACAGUGGGCACAUCGUGGCAAUAUCUUCGAUGUCGUCCAUGUUCGGAAUACCCGGCGCUUCCGCGUACAUGAGUUCCAAAUGUGCCAUCAACGGUAUGAUGGAAUGCUUGGAAAGCGAGAUAAGGUAUUUGAACUCCAAUUUAAGGACGACGACUAUUCUGCCGUACUUCGUGAAAACCAGCCCCAAAAUUACAGCCAGAUUACACAGCAAAUUAUCGGAAAUACCUACGGAAAUCGCUGUCGAUGAAAUGAUGAAAGGAAUACUGGAAGAACGACGAGUGUUUUCGAUUCCUGGAUUAUUUUUGCCGAUAGUAUCGUUUGUUAGGUUGUUACCUGAUGAUUUACAAAAUGUAUUCAAUAAAAUAACAGAUAUAAGGAUUACACUGGACGAAUAUGAUCUAGAAAUUUUCAAAAAAUAUAUUCGUAAAUGAUGAAUUUACAAACCACUUUUUAUGCAACCAUGCCACUUUCAAACGAGUAACCUGUAUAUAUCAUUAAUAAUUUAUUAUUAAUUUAAUCGUAAAAAUGAUAUAACAAAUGGUUUU
Sipha flava (yellow sugarcane aphid) is the source of this 1056-nucleotide messenger RNA. Its product is annotated as protein dhs-3-like. The transcript is spliced from 6 exons. The record is from RefSeq and is a predicted model, not a curated record. Gene Ontology annotation, molecular function: oxidoreductase activity, acting on the CH-OH group of donors, NAD or NADP as acceptor. Lineage: Eukaryota; Metazoa; Arthropoda; Insecta; Hemiptera; Aphididae. Gene Ontology annotation, cellular component: lipid droplet. Bases 1 to 942 code for a protein of 313 amino acids.